This is a messenger RNA of Saccostrea echinata, 2269 nucleotides long. RefSeq names its product HEAT repeat-containing protein 3-like. Gene Ontology annotation, biological process: ribosomal large subunit biogenesis; protein import into nucleus. Bases 80 to 2032 code for a protein of 650 amino acids. Lineage: Eukaryota; Metazoa; Mollusca; Bivalvia; Ostreida; Ostreidae. The transcript is spliced from 16 exons. The record is from RefSeq and is a predicted model, not a curated record.
AGAAAAACAAACGUCCACAUGGCUGCCCGCUGCAGUUUUGGUUUUGAAGUUUAAUUAGUGAUGUAAAAAUGAAUUAACUAUGGGGAAAACGAAGAAUAAAAAAUUCAAAAUAGCGAGACCAAAACCAACGGGUUUGAUGAGUGUUAAAGAUGCAGAGAAUGAAAUGGAGCAGAGUACAGAAUCUCCAAACAGUGACUCGAUUCAUUCUCUACUAGAAAAGCUGAAUGGUCCAUCAGAAGAAGAGAGGGAAUGUAGUUGUACAACUUUAGCCAAUCUUGUAUCCCAGCCAAGUGCUGUAAAAAUUCUCCUCCAACACAAUGUUGUGAAAAUUCUGGCCCCAGUGAUUUUAGAUAAAAACCCAGAGAUUCAAGUCAAAGCCCUUGGGGCACUGAGAAAUCUAAGUGUAGACGGUGGUGAAACAGUUUGUCAAGAAAUGGUCAAGAAGGAUGUGCUCACUCCUCUCCUGAUUCUUUUUAAACAGUAUGAUUCUAACUGGACCCCAGAAAAGUCUACAGGAAAGAAACACAAGGACUUUAAGUCUUCCAUUUUCACAGAAGCUGUGCAUAUAUUGUGGAAUCUGUGUGAGAAUAGUGAAGAGGCUUUGGAGGUUUUUAACAAAGAGAACUUGUUUCCAGUCUUGUGUCCAUGUAUGCAGUACACAGUGUAUGGAGAAGAAUUGGCAGUCACUGUUGCAAACUGCCUGUACACAGUAACAGAAGACAAUUCCCCUGUCAUCAAGAUGUUUCAGGACCCAGAUGUUCUUGGUCUUCUGAAUUCUUUAAUUUCUCUCAGCACUGAUUCAUCUGACCUUAUCCUAUUAAAAACACUUGCAACAGGUAUUAUGGUAAAUGUCAGCUCAGGAAAAGCUGCAAAUGUUUCUGGCAGUAUGAAUUUGACAUCCUUAUUGAGAUCAGUGUCUGAUGUAUUGACACUGGAAGCCAUGGAUACAGCUCAGAAAGUAGCUGGUGCAAGUAAUUCUUUAUUAAAUGGUGAAAUUGGGAUGGUGACUGAAGAGGAAAAUGGCACACCACACAAAAUAGUCACUGGCCAGGAAGAAGUAAAUGAAAAAUUCCGAGAUGUUCAGAAUAUUUUGUCUGCGCAACAAGUUGCCCUUGAGAUUGUUGCAAAUUUAUGUUGCAUAAAUGAUGAUGGCUGGGAAGAUAUGGAGAACAGCGAGUCUAGUAGUUGUGAUGAUGAUGUGGACGUGUCAGAGGAAGCCAUGGAGCAGGACACCAUUGAUAUGUUUUCUUCUCUCUGCGUUUCAACAGAAGUUCAGCAAGGGGUGAAAGAGUUUUGUUUAUUUGACAAGGUCUGUUUAAAGUGUUUAGCAGUUGAUUGUGGCAGUCUUCCUAAAAGCAUAACUAAAAGUUUUGUGAGGUUACAGGCCCAUGCUCUUCUGUGUAUGAACAAUAUGGUGAAUAGUAUGGACCUUGACCUGUUGGGAGGAGCUGAGAGAUUACACCAAGUGUGGACAAGUCUAGCUACCCUGAUGACCAAUGUUAAAAGUACUCAAGGUGACAACCUACUGUUGGAGGCAACCACGAGUGCAUUGCGUGCUGUGAUUCAGAAACUUGCCAACUCUGGCUCACCCAAGCUGCUGGAGGUGUCAGUGUCUGACCUGCAGUUUCUCUUUGACCUCGGUCGCUCUUGUCAAUCUGCCGACAUCAAGGUCAACAUAAUUAGAGUCAUAUCAACAGUAGGCGUGGUCUUUAGCAAACAGACUGGUUUACAAAAUGUGGAUAUUAUGAAGAACAUAGGCAUUUUCUUGUUGACCAUUGUGUGUGGUGACAGAGACUUAUGGGUGGUAUCAGAAGCAUUGGAUUGUAUAUUUGAUGUUUUUGGGGAAGAUCAUCUUGACCCUGUUGCUCAGGAGAUAGGUCUCACAGAGAGACUGUCCAAAUUUAUACCAGACAUGAAAGCAAGAGUAAAUAUGGUUAAAAAGAAACCAGAUGAACAUUAUCCUGUAAUUUCUACAGCAAGAACAAACCUGAUUCGGUUUGUGAAAUACAAACUUUCCAAGAAGAAAUCAUAAGAGUGAUUUUAAUUUAUAAUAAUACAUGUAAUAUUAUAUUGAGGUAGAGCUGGAUUGUUGACAUUUUAUGAAUUUUAUUGAUUGCAAUACCUUGUUUUGAAGAGAUUUGAUAUUAGUGAUAUAAAACACAUUUGCCAUGUGUUGGUUCAUAUGAAUAUUAUACAUGUACAAGGUUCAUGUAGGUGCUGUGUAUACCAGUUGUUUUGAUUAAAUUUACCAAUUCAAAACAAAUGAAAA